Molecule: messenger RNA, 2211 nt
Organism: Phacochoerus africanus (Common warthog)
Lineage: Eukaryota; Metazoa; Chordata; Mammalia; Artiodactyla; Suidae
Gene: SLC2A6
Product: solute carrier family 2 member 6
Exons: 10
Coding region: 89-1609 (506 amino acids)
Biological process (GO): transmembrane transport
Cellular component (GO): membrane
Molecular function (GO): transmembrane transporter activity
Source: RefSeq, a predicted model, not a curated record
GAGCUCCGAGCCGCUGCAGCCCGAGGCGCCUCCGGCCAGAACAGCCCGGCCCCUCGGCGGCGGCACACCUUGACAGGAGAGGCGGGCCAUGCAGGAGCCGCUGCUGGGAGCCGAGGGCCCGGACUAUGACACCUUCCCCGAGAAGCCGCCCCCGUCACCAGGGGAGAGGACGCGGAUCGGGGCCCUGCAGAGCAAGAGGGUGUUGCUGGCAGCCUUCGCCGCUGUGCUGGGCAACUUCAGUUUCGGGUACUCCCUGGUCUACGCGUCCCCUGUCAUCCCCGCCCUGGAGCACUCCUUGGAUCCAAACCUGAGUCUGACCAAAACCCAGGCAUCCUGGUUUGGGUCCGUGUUCACCUUGGGUGCGGCGGCCGGAGGCCUCAGUGCCAUGGUCCUCAAUGACCUCCUGGGCCGGAAGCUCAGCAUCAUGUUCUCGGCCCUACCCUCGGUAGCCGGCUACGCGUUCAUGGCUGGUGCCCAUGGCCUCUGGAUGUUGCUCCUCGGGCGGAUGCUGACGGGCUUUGCUGGGGGUCUCACGGCUGCCUGCAUCCCGGUGUACGUGUCUGAGAUCGCUCCCCCUGGUGUUCGUGGGGCCCUAGGUGCCACACCCCAGCUCAUGGCGGUGUUCGGAUCACUGUCCCUCUACGCCCUUGGCCUGCUGCUGCCCUGGCGCUGGCUGGCUGUGGCAGGGGAGGGACCCGUGCUCGUCAUGAUCCUGCUGCUCAGCUUCAUGCCCAACUCGCCUCGCUUCCUGCUCUCGAGGGGCAGGGACUCGGAGGCACUGCAGGCGCUGACCUGGCUGCGAGGGGCUGAUGCCGACAUCCGCUGGGAAUUCGAGCAGAUCCAGGACAACGUCCGGAAACAGAGCAGCCGCAUGUCGUGGGCCGAGGCCCGGGACCCCCACAUGUACCGACCCAUCACCAUCGCCUUGGUGAUGCGCUUCCUGCAGCAGCUGACAGGCAUCACGCCCAUCCUGGUCUACCUGCAGUCCAUCUUCGACAGCACCGCCGUCCUGCUGCCCCCCAAGGAUGAUGCAGCCAUCGUGGGGGCCGUGAGGCUCCUGUCCGUGCUGAUCGCCGCGGUCACCAUGGACCUGGCCGGCCGCAAGGCCCUGCUCUUCGUCUCAGGAGCCACCAUGUUUGCUGCCAACCUGACACUGGGGCUGUACGUCCACUUUGGUCCAAAGGCUCUGACCCCUAAUAGCACCAUGGGCAUGGAGAGUGUGCCCACGGCGGGCACAGAGCAGCCCCUGGUCACGCCCACCAGCUACCUCACCCUGGUCCCCCUGCUGGCCACCAUGCUCUUCAUCAUGGGCUACGCCAUGGGCUGGGGGCCCAUCACCUGGCUCCUGAUGGCGGAGAUUCUGCCCCUGCGAGCCCGCGGCGUGGCCUCGGGGCUCUGCGUGCUGGUCAGCUGGCUCACCGCCUUUGCCCUCACCAAGUCCUUCCUGCCGGUGGUGAACGCCUUCGGCCUGCAGGCCCCUUUCUUCUUCUUCGCUGCCGUCUGCUUGGUGAACCUGGCGUUCACCGGCUGCUGUGUGCCCGAGACCAAGGGCCGGUCGCUGGAGCAGAUCGAGUCCUUCUUCCACUCGGGGAGGUCCGUCCUGCACUAGGGCAGGGCUGCCGCCCAGAGGGCCCAACCACUGGGCAGCCGAGCUGUGCGCUCGCCCCAUAUCCGCACUCCGAGUCCAGGAGGCAGCGCAGCGUGUCGUCAGCCGGGGCGCAGGAGGACCCGCCAGAGGCCUGACGGCCCGCAGCACACGCGCCAGCUCCGGGCAGCACCGUUGUCCAGCCUCGGCCCCAGCUCAGGUAGCCUGCGAGCCACGCUCUUCAGCCGAGGCCCACCAGCGGAGGGGGCAGCCACUCGGCCUGAGGGUCUGCCGGGCGACCUCAGGCCUAGCUUCCACUUCAACGGAGGGCUGGCCUUGCUGAGGACAGGGACAGGGCUGGAGGUGGCAGAGCAGUGCCACACAGGGACAUCCUGUUCUCAUCACUUAGCGGCCAUCGGGCCUCUUGGCUUUGGGGAGGGAACUGCACCUGUGAGAGCCUGUGGCCACCCCAGGGAAUGUUCUGGACUCCCACAGGCCAGGGCACAAGACCCAGCAUGGCCACUUCCUCCUGCACCCGCCCCACUGCUGGCAACAGGGGGCGCUCAAGUGCAAGCUGUGCUCACCCUAUUUAUAGAAAUAAAUCAGGCCACGGCCUGGGAGAGGAA